Messenger RNA from Fusarium venenatum, 240 nucleotides. RefSeq lists its product as uncharacterized. NCBI's taxonomy places the organism in Eukaryota, Fungi, Ascomycota, Sordariomycetes, Hypocreales, Nectriaceae. The record is from RefSeq and is a predicted model, not a curated record.
AUGGCUGCUUUCACUCUCACAUUUGCUCCCUCCACCCGCUCCUUCGGCCGCAGUGGCUACAACAAGGAUGGUGAUGAUUCUGACUCCAAGCCCACAAACAGCCGUGGUCGAUCUGGCUACAAUGAGCCUGAAGAGGGAGACUCUGGUCGAUCUGGUUACAACGGCCCCGACGACGACGACAACUCUCAGGGCAACAAGGGCCGCUCUGGCUACAAUGGCCCCAGUGACGAUGACGAGUAA